CCUGGCCCUAGUGUUUCAAAAAUGCACAAAUGGUGGACUGUUCAACACCAGAUUUUAGAAACAGGCCUCUCUUUCGGCUGUCUCACUGUUCAGGUUGACAGAUUUAAAUUAGCGCAGCAAGUUUCCUGUUUGAGACUGAAUAGAACAGAGGGGGUGUACAGGGGAUUAAGUGGUGGUAAAGUGGUAGGCUUGACCACAGUAACAGAUCAGUGGGCCAUCACAGACACAUUCAUGUAGCGGCUCUGACAAGCUGCUGUGUUCAGAAAUUAAGAGGUCAAAAGGUGACUCACUGACUGCUGUACAGCCGCUACUUUCUUCAUGGGGACUGCUCAUCUGCUCAAACUGCUAAGCUUGUUUACGGGUAUCUCAGUGCUCCAGCAGGUCAGAAGCUGGAGUAUCACACUACCAAAAACAGUUACCGCAGUGGAGGGGAGCUGUGUUGUGGUGCCAUGUCAGACACAACCUCAUUCCCGGGUCAUCUGGUACCAGUACCAUGACAUAAAUUACCCUGUAGUAUUUGAUGGACUUCACCCUCAUGCAACAGUACAACAGUUCAAAGGACGCACCUCAGUACUGGGUAAAGCUGCAGAGGGUAACUGCACCCUGAGGAUUAAUGAUGUGACAAGAGCAGACAACGUUCAAAUUUAUGUUUGGAUCAACCCAGACUCUAAAACAACUCAGAAAUUCCAUUAUCAAACUGUAACUAUCUUAGUAGAGAAAAAAGCUCCCACAAUCUCCAUUCAGAAGCAAAUAGUGGAUGGGGAACUUUUCCAAGCUAUCUGCAGUGUGUACUUCUCCUGCCCUUUCUCACCCCCAUCAAUUGAGUGGAGUCAAUUUCUGGAAAACUCCAAUGUAACAGCUAAAAUGGAGAAAGUCCAAGGGCAAUGGUUGUACACAGUGACACUGCAGAGGCUAGCAACAUAUACAAUGCAUGACAGAAAAAUACAUUGUUGUGCAAAAUUCAGAACUUUCAGCACAGAAAGUCAACAAAUAAUACUCAGCAUUUUAUAUAAACCUGUGACUGUGACCCUGAUGACUGAAAAAGAACCGGUAAUGGAGGGUGACAACGUUAUCAUGGAGUGUGCCGCUAACUGUAACCCACCACCACACAAGUACUCGUGGCUCAAAAGACAGAUGGGUCAGAUCACAAACGUAACUUCACCUCAGAGUAAAAUGUUCUUCAGCAACAUUACGCGAGAUACUUCUUUCUCCUGCAUCGCUCACAAUGACAUUGGAGCCGGGCAGUCCGACUGGUUGGAUCUGGAUGUUCAAUAUAUUCCAGUUAUUCUACCUGAGUCCUCCUGCAACCUGACAGGGGAAGUUCUGAAGUGUGUGUGCCAGGCUGAAGCGUCCCCUAAUGCUUCUUUAUACUGGACCAUUGAUGGAAAUGACACUCUGCCAUCCUCCUUCAGCUUUUUCUCCACAAACAAGAAAAAUGUGGUCUCUGGAGUACUGAGUGGCUCAGCUACAAGCCAGUCUAAUAUAUCUUGCACUGCCACCAACUCCUUGGGCAGCAGCACCAAACAGCUUUCUAUAGAAAGCUUGUCAAAAACAUCCUCUUUGUUCAUGUGGUUGAUACCUUUAAUACUCUUGGGUAUUGCUUUGCUGUUUGGAUGUGCGAUGUUAAUUUACAGAAAAUAUUAUAGAAACAGACGAACACCGGGCUUUACGUGCAGCAUUAUGCUUUCAAGGUCACAAAGUGUCCAACAAGAAUACCACAUUCCUGAAAGAUCACAAGAUGAAAACACACAAUCAAGACCAUGCAGACCGGAGAGUAACCCUGAGGUAGACUGUGUUUAUGAUAAUGAUAUUGCGGUAGAAAUGCAACAACAGCACCAGAACAAUGCAACAGCAAGAGGAGGCCUAACUCAGCCAAAGGGUGUGUACUGCAACAUGAGUGACUAUCUGAACUGCUGAUCAGAGGAUAUCUGCUGCUGCUCUCACAUAGAUCAUGGCGGUGGUGGUGAGGAGUGAGGUUAUUCUCUCAGUUUACAUCAUUACCUUCCUGAUAGGCCUGCCAGCGAACCUCCUGGCUCUCUAUGCCUUCAGUGUUAAGAUCCACUCCAAGCCACUACCAACAGACAUCCUGCUACUCAACCUGACUGUCUCUGACCUGCUCUUUUUGAUCAUCCUCCCUCUCAAGAUGCAUGAGGCGGCGUCAAGCAUGAAAUGGACUUUGCCCGACUUCCUGUGCUCCAUCACCUCCUUCACCUUCUUCUCCACAAUCUACACCAGCUCAUUGCUGCUGAUGGCAGUCAGUGUGGUUCGCUACAUCGGGGUAGCUUUUCCUAUCGCCUAUCAUCAGCUGCAGAAACCUGUGUACGCAAUAGUUAUCAGUGCUGUUAUUUGGCUGAUCUCAGCUGCACACUGCAGCAUUACUUUCAUUACCCAGCACCACCCCUCCUUGGCCAGCAACGAUGCCAGCGUGUGCUAUGAGAACUUCACAACAAAGCAGUUGGACAUCCUCCUCCCAGUACGUUUGGAAUUUUUCUUUGUGCUCUGCCUUAUACCUCUUCUCAUUUGUGUUUACUGCUACAUGCGCUGCAUCUUGAUCCUGUACAGCCGUCCUAGGAUAUCCCGGAUGCAGAAGCAGAAGGCCAUUGGCAUGGCGUCGGGGACUCUAGCUGUGUUUCUCAUUUGUGUGCUGCCAUACAAUGUGUCUCAUUUAGUGGGUUACUUCCAGGGUGAGAGCCCAAGAUGGAGGUACUACACCCUGCUACUUAGCACCUUCAACACCUGUAUUGAUCCCAUCAUCUUUUACUUUUCCUCCUCAACUUUCCACUGCAAUAGUGAAAAGUCAAUUUUCAGGAAGCGUAUAAUCGCUGUUUCAGGAGUACAAAAACAGGCAACGAGCUCUGGCUGAGAGCAAAAUACACUUUCAAUACAAUAUGUCCAUAUCUAGAUUCAAUAUUAGUCUUGCACUGUAUAUUAGUAGUACAGAUGUUAUCAGAAUGUGUAAUGCUGUACAGACUGUUUUAACAAUUCAGUUCAUUUAUAAAAUAAUGUCUCAUAUCUAGUAGGAAUGCACAGAUACCACUUUUUUUCCGACCAAUACAAGUACACGUACUUACAUUUGGGUACUUGCCAAAACCGAGUACUGAUAUGAGUACAGUUCUACUUUGAAAACAUGUUUUAUUUUCAUCAGAUGUUCCUCACUUUCUGAACAAAUUAAAUGUCGUUAAUGUUGUAAAAGUUGCUAAAACAAUAUCUCCAAACUGUUGGCAUUGUUUCUCCUCCUCCACCUCCUACUCCUCCUCCUCCUCCUCCUCCUCCUCCUCCUCCUCUUACAUAAUGUAACCCUGCCAUGAAGUUGUAGUGCAGUACAAUUGCAUUAGCAUAGUAUAAUCCCUGAUAUCUGGGUUGGCCACUGAGUAAAAUAAUAUUUUGUUAAGGGUAAUCUGAUCCUACUUAAAGGGACUGAGCUGCAAACACUGCAAACCAUUGUACAUAAUUUUAUGACAAAACCACAAGACAUGUUUGGUGCAUAUGCAAAAUUCCAACUUUUAUUAUUUUACAGUAAAUUCUCUAAUGGGAAUUGCUAUCCUUUGCACCCUUGACACAUUAUUUCCUGUUUAUAUUAACGUGGGCCAGCCACUCUUCUGCACUCAUGCAUUCUGUAGGCACACAUGUAGAAUAUACCUGCAAAGCAAAACAUAGGUCAGCUAUAAAGUGGUAUGACGUUUAAUUACCACAAAAGCCAUUUAUGUAGGACACAGAUAUUUAAAGUACAAAACAAUGGCACAAUUACUAUUGCACAGUUACUUGUUUUUUGAUGGCAAGACAAAUUUCUUCUCCUUUCUAUUUCUUAUCUUGUUUAUAUACAUUUUACUGAUGUGUAAAUAUAAAGUGAACAUUUUCAUGAAUGCAAAGCUGAUGAGACUGUACUAACUCAUAAUAAAGAGUUGCAACUUUAGGAAUAAGUGUAAAUAAAUAAAAAUUGUGACAAAAUAAAAGCAUGACAGCAUUGUA
This is a messenger RNA of Dicentrarchus labrax (European seabass), 3969 nucleotides long. RefSeq names its product free fatty acid receptor 2-like. Bases 1952 to 2863 code for a protein of 303 amino acids. The transcript has 12 exons. Gene Ontology annotation, biological process: G protein-coupled receptor signaling pathway; cellular response to fatty acid. Gene Ontology annotation, molecular function: G protein-coupled receptor activity. Lineage: Eukaryota; Metazoa; Chordata; Actinopteri; Moronidae. The record is from RefSeq and is a predicted model, not a curated record. Gene Ontology annotation, cellular component: plasma membrane.